GUCCACCACGCGUCUCCCAGCAGUCACGCGACUUGAGAUGCCCGAGAGUGGAUACGGAAGUAAACAAGCCAUUAUAGUUGGUAAUAGUAAGCUCAGAGUGAGACGAUGGUACGAUGAGUCUCUGUUUUGAGUUCCAUCAUGAGUGACCGUAACCGUAGAGCGUCGGGAAGUGUGCUGCGACUGGCCAGUCUACUGUCAUGGGUUGCUGCACUAGUGGUUUUGUUGGCAUCUGUGUGCUUCUUCAUUACAUUUUUGAAGUUCCAGAUCUUCUUCUCAGACAUCUACAUCAUUGUACCUAUUAUUCUGGCAACUGCAGUGGCUGCCACCCUCUUUUUUGCCAGUUUUAUAGGGUGCUGCAUUAAGAAUGAUUCACCAUGCCUUCAGGGGAUGUUUGUCUAUCUGCUUGUGAUUGCUUUCUAUCUAGAAGCUGCUGCCAUAGUUCUGACUCACCUUCACUCAGCCAAGGUAGACACUGAGCUGACAGCAUUUGAAGGAGUCCUUAACAAGUACAAUGAGACUAACCAGAACAUUGAUACAAGAGCUGUAGAUGAUAUUCAGGAGGAGCUUCAAUGCUGUGGCAUUCAGAAUGUCAAAGACUGGGAGAAGACUCCAUGGUUCAUACAGACUAGAGAAGACAGGGUGCCCCAUAGCUGUUGCAAUUCAACUUACCAUAAUUGCACGGGCAGCCUCACCGAUUCAAAAAUGCUCUAUGACAAGGGCUGCCAAGUGGUACUGAAGAAAAACGUGUCUUUUAAUUUCAGAUUCAUAUUGUGGUCACUAGUAGCAACUUCACUGUUACAGGUUGUGGAGCUCAUCAGCAUUGCUAUUCUUAUGAAUGAACGUGUUCUCCCAGAGUACCGUAUAUUGCUGGACAGAGACACUUACGCCUGAGGCAGUUCAUCUGUUUUUCAAAGGACAUCUAUAUUCUCCAGUUUCACAAUCAUAAGUGUUCUUUUGAGGUUGAACGGACUUGUUUGCUUUCCAGGAAAAUGGAAGUCCCUGUUAUUGUACAGUAUUUUGAUAUUAGAAUGGGCUUGAAUCAUCUGUCAAAUGUUGAUUAAGAAAUGUGUCUAUAAACCCAGAUUGUAUGCUUGUUUUUGUGUACUUAAAAAUAUUUUUGGUGUAGUUUUCAUGGAAAAAGAUUUAAGACUUGCACAAAUAAAAUCUCACAUACUUAAAUAUAGAUUUUUGUUUAAGACAAAAUGUAUAGUAGUGUUCUACUUAUAUAAAGUACUCCCAUCAAUUACUUUCCUGGAUUACUUGUACAGUGUGGGUAUAUGUAUAUUAUCAGUAAAAAUAUUUUAAUGUU
Erpetoichthys calabaricus (reedfish) is the source of this 1309-nucleotide messenger RNA. Its product is annotated as tetraspanin-3-like. The coding region runs from base 139 to 891 and encodes 250 amino acids. The record is from RefSeq and is a predicted model, not a curated record. The transcript is spliced from 7 exons. NCBI's taxonomy places the organism in Eukaryota, Metazoa, Chordata, Cladistia, Polypteriformes, Polypteridae. Gene Ontology annotation, cellular component: membrane.